Molecule: messenger RNA, 3209 nt
Organism: Ctenocephalides felis (cat flea)
Lineage: Eukaryota; Metazoa; Arthropoda; Insecta; Siphonaptera; Pulicidae
Gene: Eph
Product: ephrin type-B receptor 1-B
Exons: 1
Coding region: 1-3036 (1011 amino acids)
Biological process (GO): axon guidance; protein phosphorylation; cell surface receptor protein tyrosine kinase signaling pathway
Cellular component (GO): plasma membrane; neuron projection
Molecular function (GO): ATP binding; transmembrane-ephrin receptor activity; protein binding
Source: RefSeq, a predicted model, not a curated record
AUGCAUUUAGUAUUACAACUAUGUUUAAUAAUUACGUUCUUCCAUAACGUGAUCCUGGAGCAAGUUGUGCUUCUGGACACGACAAAGGAACCGAAAUUGGAAUGGACUCGUUAUCCUCAUGGAUCACUUGCUACUACUCCCGGCUGGGUUGAAGAAUCCUUUACGAAUUUUGAAAAAGGGAUAAAUUGGCGUUCUUAUGUAGUUUGUGAUGUUGCGUACCACAAUGUGAAUAAUUGGCUGUGGACGCCUUUCGUAGAACGCGGAGUCGCCAACAGACUUUACAUUGAAGUGAAAUUUACGAUACGCGAUUGCUCAUUGUUCCCCGGCAACGCUUUGUCAUGCAAAGAGACAUUUAGCUUGCUUUAUUACGAGUUCGAUGCGGUGACAAGAGAACCACCACCUUGGGAACCGGAGAGCUACAAGCUUAUAGGCCGUAUUGCUGCCGGAGAAGGUCGUUUCAAUACAAACACCGAAGUUAUUAUCAAUACUGAAAUUAAAUCAAUCGCCGUUACAAAGAAAGGUGUGUAUUUUGCAUUCCGCGAUCAAGGAGCUUGCAUCAGUGUGCUCGCUAUAAAAGUUUACUAUGUAGCCUGUCCCGCUGUGACAAUAAAUUUUGCACAUUUCAAUGAGACCCCCACAGGCAAGGAAGUUACAGUGAUAGAACACGUUAGCGGUAUCUGUGUAGAAAAUUCAGAAAUAGUAGAACCACCAGCAUAUUUAUGCAAAGGUGAUGGAAAAUGGACUUUGCCUACUGGAGGUUGCAGGUGCAAAGUAGGAUAUGAACCCGAUUUUGAGAAACAAACGUGCAAUGAAUGCCCACAUGGUACUUAUAGAACCGAGUCCAUGGAGACAUGUUUGCCUUGUCCAUUAAAUUCUAAUACUGACAAGGCUGGUUCAAGCUCUUGCACCUGCAUUGAAGGGUAUUCUAAAACUAUUAUCGGUCGUACCAUAUCGUGCACACGCACACCGUCUCCUCCUGCCAACUUGACCAAAUUUUAUGUAGAUAGUUCUAGUGUAGUACUCACAUGGAACAAACCAAAAGAUGCUAAUGCUACAAAAGAUUCAAGAAAACCGAAUGAUGAAAUUAUUGUUUAUAGCAUAAAAUGUUUCGAUUGCGACCGCAAUACUGUAUAUAAACCAAGGGAUGAAUAUUUUACUGAUACUAAAAUAUCUUUAUCGAAUUUACACCCUUUGAAGACUUACAGAAUUCGUAUUUUUUCUAAAUCUAUUCCUAAAACUAUUUUAAAUAGCUAUAGAAUUAAAAAUGAAAUAGGAUUAUGGAAUCAUACUGCCGAGCGUAUAGAAAGUGAUGUUGUAGAUUACGCUGAAAUUAAUAUAACGACAAGUGAGCCUAAUAUUAAAACUGACGUGAUAAAUCUUAGAAUUAAGUCUGUUACAAGCACAAGUGCUAUGCUAACAUGGAAUACAAACCCGGUUACAAUUGAGCAUUACGAAGUACGUUGGUUCCCGAAAGACAAAAUCGAAACAGCAUACAAUUUAACAUCAGUCAUUACGAAAGAAAAUAACGUUGAAAUCGUAAAUUUAACUCCCGCUACAGAAUAUGCUUUCCAAAUAAGAUCAAAGUCCUUGCAAAAUAUUUGGUCUUCAUUUACGACACCGAUUUACGGACACACUGCCGAAAGUUUGAGUCCCACAUAUGAGGAUAACGUUCAAGUACGAAUCGUUGCAGGGAUUGUAGUAGCCGUAGUGUUUUCUUUAGUUGUUUGUAUAGUGGGCACGGUAUUCUACCUCCGAACUAAAGGAUCAGAUGAUUUAGGAAAAGAUAAUCCUUUGAAAAUUGAUUACGUUACUACAGAUAUGGAGACUGCCCCUAUUGUGAAAACAAUACAAAACAACAUGACGACCGGUUUGUACGCAUCGAGUAGAAUAUAUAUAGAUCCGCACACAUACGAGGAUCCGAAUCAAGCAAUAAGAGAAUUCGCAAGAGAGAUAGAUGCAAGUUGCAUCUCGAUAGAGGCAAUUAUCGGAGGAGGCGAAUUUGGUGACGUGUGCAGGGGUAAAUUGAAAAUACAUAACUUUGCCGAAUUAGAUGUGGCAAUUAAAACUUUGAAACCUGGCUCGACUGACAAAAGCAGAUUCGAUUUCUUGACAGAAGCCAGUAUUAUGGGCCAGUUCGAGCACCCUAAUGUUAUUUAUUUACAAGGAGUAGUAACUAGAACAUAUCCUGUUAUGAUAAUCACAGAAUUUAUGGAGAAUGGUUCUUUGGACACCUUCCUUCGAGCCAACGAUGGUAAAUUUCAAAUUUUGCAGCUAGUAGGUAUGUUACGAGGUAUUUCGUGCGGAAUGGCAUAUUUGUCAGAAAUGAGCUAUGUACAUAGAGAUCUUGCAGCUCGCAAUGUCUUAGUUAAUUCGCAAUUAGUCUGCAAAAUUGCAGAUUUCGGACUGUCGCGUGAGAUGGAAUGUAAUGAAUCUGCAUAUACCACACGAGGCGGUAAAAUACCAGUUAGGUGGACGGCGCCUGAAGCAAUAGCGUUCCGGAAAUUCACGUCUGCUUCAGAUGUCUGGAGCUUCGGAAUUGUUUUGUGGGAGGUGAUGAGCUAUGGAGAAAGACCUUAUUGGAAUUGGUCUAAUCAAGAUGUGAUAAAAUCUAUAGAUAAAGGCUACAGGCUUCCGGCUCCAAUGGAAUGCCCCGAAGCUUUAUAUCAAUUAAUGUUGGACUGCUGGCAAAAGCAAAGAACACACAGGCCAGUUUUCAGCAAUAUUACAAUUACAUUAGACAAUCUUGUUCGUUGUCCAGAAGUACUAAAGAAAAUGGCGAUAGGAACAAGGGCUACAUCUUCUCCGGAGGAUGAUACUCAAUCUGUUGACAAUGUCAACGAGUUCAAAACUGUUGAUCAGUGGUUGAAUGGCAUCAAGAUGGGACGUUAUAUAGCGAAUUUCACAGCGGCAGAUUUAACAACUGCCAGUCAAAUUUCAAGACUGACAGCCACCCAACUUAGUAAUAUGGGUAUUACAUUAGUAGGUCACCAGAAAAAGAUUCUGCACAAAGCUAGACAAUUAGAAAAUCAGAUCUAGGAUAGGCUGAUUCGCUUUCGACGUAAAAAGUAUAAAACGUCUUGUACAAAUAUUAGCAUUCAAUCCGAUCUCAGUAUAACUAGUCACACCAAAAUAAAAGUGCUAUAACUAAAAAUAUUUAUCUUAGUAUUGUGUAAAGCAUAGUUACAAAAACUUUCUAAAUUAAGUGGAAG